ACCUCAUUGAUUAGAUUCCAUCUGCAUUCUUGACCAAUAGGUAGAAUACAAGUUCCCGACUGCGUCUAAUAUCGCAAUACCCGGUCCGGCAACGUCACAAUGCUGGUCACCACGCGCAGUAGCUGUUAGCUUGUCGCUUUGCCGCAGCGCUAACAGCGGAGUUCCUAUAGGUGUACGAUAACGAAGCGCACGCUCAACUUCGGAUGGUAUACGCGCAACUUGGCGGUAUCCUCUCGUGUUAGCUGGACAUUUAGUAAAGCCUACUUAUUUAGCCUAUACAACUUGGUAGACUCUGCUUCACCGUUGCUUUGCUUUUGAGCAUCGAGGACUGUCUUUCCCACACUAUAAUCAUCCCUCACAAUUCCCAUGGACGACCACGGCGCACGAUACAUCAAUGCAAGCCCUUUAGUAAUGGCUCCCAUUUCGACAGCCACAAGGCAGCGAGCUACUCCAAUCACACAACAAAGCGAUCGAUAUCGACGACCGUGUACGCCUGCGUCGCUAAACCUAUCGGAAAACCAGAAAACAUCGCUUGACUUCACACAACGGAUCGAGAGAAAGUUAGCAGAAUACAACGCAUCCGAUAACAUCUUCAAGAGAUGGUUGUUUGAAGUGUCGAGUUGGCUCGUCAGCGCAUGUUCCAUGAUCGCGAUAGUCUUGAUAUAUGUCCGUAUCAAAGACCAACCAAUGUCCUCAAGCGGUGCCUUCCUUACUUGGACUAACGUGCUCGGAAAGAUUGCUUCUGCUGCUUUGAUAGUUCCAACAACUGAGGCUCUCGGCCAGUUGAAGUGGAACUGGUUUCACAACUCCAAAGCUAUGUGGGAUUUCGAGAUCUUCGACAAAGCCUCUCGUGGCCCACUAGGGGCACUAAUGCUUCUCUAUCGUACCAAAGGCCGCUCAUUAGCAGCGCUUGGUGCUCUCUUGAUACUUCUGCUCCUUGCUAUCGAUACAUUCUUCCAACAAGUCGUCGAGAUUUCUGACCGUUGGACUCUCCAGGCAACUCUCGCGGCAGCACCUAAGGCAUACACAUACGAAACUGGCUGGCCAAAAGAGUACCUGGACGGUAUCGAGAAUGCUUCAGACGAUAAGGACACGUUCUUGGUGAUCGAAAAGUUUUCCUAUGGCGACGGGAUUCGGCCAGUCUUAUUCGGAAACGCUGUUCGCCCCGACAUCUCCAUUUUUUGCCCAACCAGCAAUUGUACAUGGCCUUCAUACAAAACACUUGGUGUUUGCAGUCAAUGUGCGGACAUAUCCGCUGAUCUCUCAUUCGCAUGUUUGUCGCACACUGUAGACUGGACAGCAGAUUCACAGGGUUUGUUCGAUCUUGAGAAGCCGUAUCCUAACGCAACGGCAUGUGGUUAUUUCCUAAAUGCGACAAGUGACAAUCCGACGUUGAUGUCAGGAUAUCUAUGGGACACGGGCAAUUUGACUGCCGGCGAAGCCCUUGUCAUGCGCACUCUGCCACUGACUCGUGUAACCUCGAAGGAACCUUUGUAUGGUAAUGGCUCAGUCCAUUUCAAAAACAUUCGUCACAAGAUCCAAGACGUUUUCAUCGUAUCCACGAGCGAUGGUACAGCUGGAUCUGUGUACCGAAACGAGACCCCCGUGGCGCAAGAGUGUCAUCUCUCUUGGUGCAUAAAAACCAUGAGAUCGUCAUACACAUCGGGUGGGUAUAGUGAGGAGGUUCUUGACACAGUCUUCAACACUACAGCUGGCCCAUUCCCUUGGCAAUCCUUCCCUGCCAAUGACGAGACUGGGGAGUAUUUCGACAUAUUUUACAUGGAUGAUAUUACUCUCGAAGUAGAAGAUAUCACUGAUGGUUCCAAGCCUGCCAAAUUUGGAGUCUCAAACACCACCGCUCUGUCGAUAAUGCAGGGCUUCACCGAUAUAUUCCCAGCGUAUACUACUCAGGCCAACGAAUCAGCUCCUCCUAUUCUGCGAUACAAGACAUGGAGGACCGGCCCCCCAUGGCAUCUGACGCUCUUUUUCAACCCGUGGGUUGCUCCAAACAACGUUACGAGACACAUGGAAAGGCUGGCUACAGCGCUGACGAAUAUAAUACGAUCAGCACCUAGUCAUCAGGACGUUGAUGGUCAUGCCUUCUCCAAAGAAACUUUCGUGCUAGUGAGGUGGGAAUGGCUCACAUUCCCACUUGUCUUGCUGGUCCUAAGCUUUGUCUUUCUGGUUUCAACGAUCGUCAAAACGUCUAAGGAUACAGGAGCAGGCAUCUGGAAGACGUCUGCGAUGCCGACCCUUAUCUACAGCCUACCAAAGGAAAUGCAGGCCCAGUUUACCGAACCGAAAACCUGGGAUAGUUCGCAGGAGACGAAAAAAUUCCGCAUAAGGCUGCUACCAAAGACGGGGUGGAGAGUUUCUGGUCAGAGUCAACUGAGUAGCUCACCACAACUACCACACCCUACUGUUCAGGCGCCACGUGGUUGGAUAUGA
Alternaria alternata is the source of this 2448-nucleotide messenger RNA. RefSeq lists its product as hypothetical. The record is from RefSeq and is a predicted model, not a curated record. The transcript is spliced from 2 exons. The coding region runs from base 367 to 2448 and encodes 693 amino acids. Lineage: Eukaryota; Fungi; Ascomycota; Dothideomycetes; Pleosporales; Pleosporaceae.